This is a messenger RNA of Vespula vulgaris, 5486 nucleotides long. RefSeq names its product TBC1 domain family member 1 (gene plx). NCBI's taxonomy places the organism in Eukaryota, Metazoa, Arthropoda, Insecta, Hymenoptera, Vespidae. The coding region runs from base 582 to 4415 and encodes 1277 amino acids. The record is from RefSeq and is a predicted model, not a curated record. The transcript has 15 exons.
GUUCGAUUCGUCUCGUCGAAAUUCAUAGACUCGCUCGUUCGAGUCAGUCGACGCUGAAGCGUUGCAUGUUCGAGAUGUGCCGUUUCUCUCGUCGCGAACGGUUUUAGCAUCGAGUGGUAUGUCGAGAGGAAAAUAAUCGACCAAAGGAGAAAGAAAUUCUUCGACGCUCCUCGAUUCUUUUUACAAAACAAAUGUCAUUUGUUUGAAAAACUUUUUACUUUCUUUCAAGACUACCGUUGAGAUCUGUGCCAAUGAUCGAUGGAAAGAAAAUCGAAAUAUAACUGAAUUAAUGGAAUUCGAUGAAAACGAAGAUCCAUGAUCCUAGCAUCAAUUAAUCGUCAUCGCGAUCAAUUAAUCGUCGUUGGAAGAGUGAGAAAAUCUUCGUUUUUUGUGAAUAAAAGAGUUCUACGAUCUCCAAAAACGAUUAUCGAUCGUAUCGUUGAUCCCUCGUUUGAUUCGGAAGAUACUCCUGCAAAAGUAAAGAGAGCAAACAAGAUUCGGACGUUUGAUAAGAGAAUCGGAGAAGUAAGAAAAUGACAAGUGUAACAGCGAUUUCCUUCACCGGUAAAUAAGACGUAAAGAUGGCGUCUCGAAGUGACGCCUGCGCUAUCGGCUAUAAAAGACCUUCGGCCCAACCAUUUUUAGGAGAAAUGAAGGAACACUCGGCUUCUUCGAAAGUCGAAAGAGACAAGGAUCCGCCUCAAAGAUCGUAUAGCAGCGCUGCCAGUUUGAUGUCGAUCGGCGCGGAUAUAUCUCCUAGUUCUUCCCAUUUUUUCGAGGUACUCUACGUCGGUAAGAUCAGAGUCUCCCAUCCAAAGGUAUCCGAAUCCUUCAUCGACGAUGCCCUCCUCAGAUUUCGCUCUCAUGGUCUCGAAAAAUCAAAGUCCUCUGCGGGUGCUUUACUCUCCGAGUAUCAACAAAUCCAACGGCAAGCUCUUCUUUCUACCAAUAGGAGGAACAGUACGGAAUCGAGUGCCAGCGAAACGGGCAGCGUAGAAAAUGUAUCUAGACAUGGUUCGGUGGCAACGUUAGCGAUCGCGGCGAUGGCUGCUUCUUCUUCCUCGAGAUCAGAAGACAAUAGUAACGGUAGUCAGGGCGGAACAUCUUCAACGAGUAUUGACAAUAAUAGCGGAGCUAAUAUACAGGUGCCCGUAGUUAUGAGAAAUCGUGCUGGUUCGAUGGGCAACGUCUUAACAGGCAGAAGAGAUUCCAGUCCAAAGACCGGCGACGAGCAUAAUCGAACUAUGCUAUUUCAGGUGGGUAGAGCCGAUUUGAGAUUGAUCAGUCCCGACAGGAAGCAGGUUUUGCUUCACAAACAAAUCAAAGACGUGGCGAGUUGCGUGCAGGGUGCAAAGAAUUCCGAACACUUUGGAUUCAUCUGUAGGGAAGCAACGAUAGAAAGUUUCGUUGGUUAUAUAUUCAAAUGUCAAUCCGAAUCCGUUGCCGACGAUCUGGUUGCAGCCAUCACCCAAGCAUUCGUUGCAACCUGCGAUGGUACGAGAAAGGAGAGAUACCCUGUAUUCUCUUGCGAACACUGUCCCAUGUUUUGGUAUAAUAAAUUGUGUCAAGAGAUAGAAGGUCAAAACGAUCGACGAACUCAAAACAUAAUAUUCUCUCGAAUGGAGCAAUUGCCGGAAGACGAGCAGGAGAUCGUUGUGAACAAAUACAAAGGUGCAGAGGCAAUCGGAGGAGGAUCCGGUGCGGGUUCGAGUUUGCGCGAACAAAACCAAUUUCUCAUUAGAUUAUUACGUGCUCAUUGCGAGGCCAAACAAGCCAGGCACGUUCACGAUACAGCUGAAAAUAGAAGCGAAUUUUUGAAUCAGUAUCUCAGUGUAGGCGUUGGCAGUACGAUAUUCAUGAAAGCAAAACGCUCUCUGACUAAUAGUUUCGAUAAUCUUAUGAAACGGAAGGGUUCGCGAGAAGACUUUGGACUCGUUUCGCACGCGAAGGACUCUAAUCAUCUCAAUACCGCGUUACAAAAGAGUGGCAGCCAGAGUCCCGAUAAUUCGCGUCAAUCGUCGAUAGGCGAGUCAUCGACUGAAACGUCUGGCAGACCGAGAUCGUUGCGAGUAUCUCCGGAACAACAGUUAUCGGUGAACACGGGACCACGAAGUUCCAUGAUGGAUAUCUUCUUAAAAGUGGGAAAUUCGCCGAAAAUGUCGCCCACGGAAUGCGAUGGAAAUACCGAAAUGCAUUCCAAUGGUUCGUGGAGACAGGCGAUAUUGCACAGAGUGGUAACACCGAAUAAAGAACACGAUAAGAAGAAUGGAAAAUCUGAGAAUUCUGAUGCCAAUGAGACACCUCGCGCUGUUGCUACGCACAGAACGAGAGAGGAACUCAGAGAUCUAUGGAAGAAAGCGAUUAAUCAGCAAGUGAUACUGAUACGAAUGGAAAAAGAGAAUGCAAGACUUAAAGAACGUCAAGAGGAAGCAACGGUGAAAAGAAUCAAAUUGGAGUACGAUGAAAUCAGCAGCUGUGCUCGCGAACUCAUCGAAGUAUGGGAUUUGCUCGUUAGCAAGGAAUCCCGCGUUUCUACGAAGUGCGACAAUCAAAUGCUUUUACAUGCCAUUAAGCAAGGUGUACCUAAAGGGAAAAGGGGCGAAGUCUGGCAAUUCUUAGCGGAACAAUUUUGUUUGAAACAACCGCCCAUAGAUACUCACGAUUUUCCAAACUACAAUACGUCUUACGAUUUGUUACUGAAGCAACUCACGUCCCAGCAACAUGCUAUUCUCAUCGACUUGGGACGUACAUUUCCGAAUCAUCAGUAUUUCAGUUCUCCCUUAGGACCCGGCCAAUUGGCACUUUUCAAUUUGUUGAAAGCUUAUUCUCUCCUGGAUCACGAAGUUGGCUACUGCCAGGGUCUCAGUUUUGUGGCUGGUGUUCUUCUUUUACACAUGGUGGAAGAUCAGGCUUUUUUUCUCUUACGACAUCUGAUGUUUCGGAGAGGCCUGAGAAAACUCUACCUUCCAGAUAUGGCAGCAUUACAAUUGCACUUAUACCAACUAUCAAGAUUACUGCACGAUAGACUACCGGCACUUUAUGAUCAUUUUGACAAGCACGAAGUGUCACCAACUUUGUAUGCAGCACCGUGGUUGUUGACCUUGUUUGCCAGUCAGUUUCCAUUAGGUUUUGUAACUAGAGUCUUUGAUUUACUUUUUCUCGAAAGUUCAGAGAUAAUAUUUCGAGUAGCCGUGGCAUUAUUGGAGGAGCAUCAGGAUCAGUUGCUUUGCUGUGACAGUUUCGAAGAAAUUAUGGAAUAUCUUAAAACCCGUGUACCAGCUGUAGAUAAAGACACUUUGGAUCGUGUAAUGAAACGUGUAUUCUAUCCGGAUAUGGAAGUUUCGAAGCAAUUGAAUGAAUAUAGAGUGGAAUACCAAGUGCUACAAGAAGAGAUGCUAUCGGUAAAACCACAGAUCGAAAGUUUAGAGAAAUUCAAGUCGGUUAACAAACAACUGAUGAAACAAGUCUCUCAAUUGAACGAACAGCUCGAGAUAACAAUGAACAACUUGCAACGUUUGGAAAUGGCACGAUCUAUGCAACAAACGGUGGUGAAUAAAUUGGAAUCUCAGAAUCGUAGCCUCGAAGUUACAGUCGCGACUUUAGGUACUUUUAUUCAACACUUGACCGAAACGCGAGACGAUCUAGAUUUACCAGGUGAAAUACGUAGAAUCGUUUCUCAAAUUAACAUUGUCGACAAGCGAAGAAACAUGAGCAAAAUAUAUCCUCUGAAGAUAUUGGAAGAUAACAGUAAGCAAGGGCUCAUUAAAAGCAAUUCGGGUGGUAGAGAUUCACAAAAUUUCUUACGAAAUAGUAACGUGAUCGAUCCUCCCUAUCCUUUGAAAUCUACGUUGAGCCAACCAAACCUGGCAACUAAGUUGGAAAGGGUAUCUUCUUUCUUUUCGAAUUCGCACAAUCAUAUACAAAAGCAACGUGCACAAUUGGCGGCCCUUAGAAACGAGUACACCGAUCAAAAUAUACGAAGCAACAACAAUGAUGAAAAUGAUCCAAAGACGGUCAAUAUAGACAUACAAAUCACGGAUGCAAUGACGUCGCAGGACGAUAACGUCGAACAAAGUGAUAAUCAUUUGAAGAUUCAGUCGAUUAAUUUAGAAAAAUCUAUCUCGUUACCGCUGUCGAACGCGAAACUAAAGUUGAAGCCCUCCAAGUCGGCGUAUGAGUUAGGCUCCGUUAAAAUAGUGCCAACUAGCAAGAUCGAAGUUACCAAUGAAGAUUCUUUGACAAACUUGACAGGGACCGUGCAUCCUUUGGAUACUUGUAGCGAUGUCAAUUUUCGAUACGGUGGAACCACAAAAUUAAAGUCUAUCAAACCAGUUAGAUUAUCUAGUCCGAGCGGUCAAGGAGAUAACGUAAAUAAGAAUACUCAAAACCAAAAUACUGAAGCUUUAAAUAGAUAACACUUACUUAUGUUAUUAUGUUUGCAAAGAAAAAUGGAAAUACGUUCAAGAAGAAAGGAUACGCAUGAUGGAACAGCAUUGAAUAUUCAAAGAUGUAGGAAUCACUGAAAAAAUAACUUUCUUACGGUCUAGACGUUUGCAACGAUCUUUAAUUCCUUAUUCAAUCUGUAUUUUCCCCCUUCCCUCCUUUCCCUUCCUCUCCUUAAGCUAGGUUAAUAGGUGUGUACUGAGAGAUGAAGGAUUUCUAUUACUAACGUAUACGUAUAGUGUAUAGUAAUCGCAAGUAAAUCUCUAGGAACACAGAAGUGUAUUCAGUUUCAAUAGAAUUUGUAAUCACUUGAUACCAACGAAUCAUAAUGAAUGUUGUACAGAUAAUUAUUGACACGUAUCUCUGUACUAUAAUAUAUACGUAUAUUUGCUAUGUGUACAUACGUGAAGUAUGCGUUUCAACAACUUUGCGUAACACGAUGUGUCGUCCUAUAUACAGAUCUCAAAAGGAUGCCAAUGAAAUAAAAAUAUCAUACAUGGAGCUAUUUCUUGCCUUAUAAAAUCACCGAUUUUGGGCACAAAUUUCCAUAAAUAGUAUGCACUGUGUGCAUAAUUACUGUUACCAAAUUAACUGAAAGAAAUAUAAACUAUAAGUUACCCGGAAUAUAUCUGUAUAUAUAGAUCAACAUGAUAUAAGUAUCAGAUGUAUAAAAUAUUUGCACUUGUUAUUGAAUUGUUAUAAAGAAACAAAAAAAAAUUAUGCCAAAUACUUUAAGAUGUAAGCGAAAAGUGAUAUUGACAUAGAUAAUAUUUGUAUUAACUGUGUGUAUAUUCUACAUACUUAUUAGUGAAGAUUUAUAGUGAGCGUGUGUGAGAGAAAGAGAGAUAGAGAGCGAGAGAGAGAGAGAGAAAGAUACGUAUAGGUGUAUAGAUAUAAUUCAUUUUUCAACAUAUAUAUUGUAGAUUCGUGUAACAAUGAAGUAUUACUAUUAUUACUUUUGCACAAAGCAUGCCUUGCGAUAUCAGGGAUCUUUGUAUUAACGUUGUAUUAUUACUGUUAAUACAGAUACAUAAUAAUAUAAA